UAUAGCUUGAUGGUGUAAUUUCUGUCUCUUGCUUUAAACAAGCACGGCUGCGAAAUGUUUCAUUUGUGGAUAUGUUGGCUAUUUUGUGUCUUCGCCCAGGUUGAUCCCUUAUCAUCACAACCUCCCUUUGAAAAAAGCCUGAUCUGGAGUUCGAAAACCGAGGCCCUUCGUGAUCCAUUUCUAGCCUUUAUCCCGGGAGAUCCAGCUGAUGUAUCCAGAGAUAAUAUUACACGUGGUCGAAUAUCUUUUAACACAAUCCUAGAUCCUGAGGCCAACAUUCACUCUGUGUGUUCAGAUUAUGCGGCAGGCGCGGUGUAUUUUGCUGAACUUUACACAAAAACUUUUUUCGAGAUUAACAUACAUUCUCUGUCUACCAGAAUCGUUCAUCGAGGUGUUGGUGACUCCUUACAAAUGACAGUUGACUGGUCGAGCAGAAACCUCUACUGGGUUGAUGGAUUAUUCAGUUGGAUCGCCGUAAAGUCGUUGAAAAAGGAUGAUCCUUUUGACUACAACGUCCUGGUGGAGCGCGACGUGGAUUUUCCCUUAGGGAUAGCCGUCGAUCCACGGCGAGGCUACCUGUUCUGGAUAGAAGUGGGCCGUGUACCGCUGGUGAAGCGAGCCCGCCUGGAUGGGGAUUCCCCACGUGUGUUAGCCGUGGGCGGUUUGUACCGCCCUCGAGGCUUGACCAUUGACAUUCAGACGGGCAAGAUUUACUGGGUGGAUCGAACUAAAAGAAUCUGUGGAAUAUUGUGACAGUGACGGCAGCAACGUAACGUUCUGAGGAAAGUGAAUUCUUUGAAAUUCGACAGUAUAGCAUAUUAUGAGGUAGGUGUUUGACUGAUUUUUUUGACAAUCUGGUUCAAUCAUUCGGUGGAAUAGCUUAUUAUCAG
Liolophura sinensis is the source of this 890-nucleotide messenger RNA. Its product is annotated as low-density lipoprotein receptor-related protein 6-like. The transcript is spliced from 3 exons. Lineage: Eukaryota; Metazoa; Mollusca; Polyplacophora; Chitonida; Chitonidae. The record is from RefSeq and is a predicted model, not a curated record. Bases 55 to 753 code for a protein of 232 amino acids.